AUGAUGCUGAAUGGUCAAUCGAUGUUAAAAACAUCAAUUUACAAUCCAUUAUUUAAAAGAUCGAUUCAAAUAUUCCAGUCUAAAACGUUAACUAGAGGAACAAUUAAUAAUAUUCCGACACAAGAACUUCUAGAACAAUUAGGGUUUAUCAAGAAGAUUUCUAGUGGACUUUUCCAUUUGUUGCCCCUUGGACUUCGAACUUUGAAGAAGAUUGAAAAUGUUAUUCAUUCGAGGAUGAAUAAUGACGCAAAUGGGUUAGAAGUUUCACUAAGUUUAUUAUCCUCCAAAGAAUUAUGGGAAAAGACAAAUCGAUGGCAGAAUGAUGAAUUGUUUAAGCUGAAGGACGGGAAAAAGAAUGAGUUUUGCCUUACUGCAACUUGCGAAGAAGAUAGUACUCAGUUGAUGAGGGGCUUCAUUAACAGUUAUAAGGAUUUACCCGUUUUAGUCUACCAAAUUGGUAAAAAAUAUCGAGAUGAAAUUAGGCCUCGAGGUGGAUUAUUACGUGGUAAAGAAUUUAUUAUGAAAGAUGGAUAUUCGUUUGCUAAAAAUGAACAAGAAUCAAUUGAAAUUUUUAACAAGAUGAAUGAGGUUUAUUUUAAUAUUUUUAAAGAUUUAAAUGUACCAGUAGUAAGUGCUAUAGCUGAUUCUGGUGAAAUGGGUGGUAGUUUAAGUAAAGAAUUCCAUCUUUUACACCCGUCUGGAGAAGAUACCAUAUAUACUUGUAGUUCAUGUUCAAACGUCUCAACGAUGGAAAAAUGCGAGUCCUUCCCACAGAGUGACAAGGAGGGACAAUAUGAUAAGGAUGUGAGUGUUAGAUAUGGGUUAAGUCGAGAUCAUUCAACGUUAAUCUGUUAUUAUUUCCCCCAAAAUAGAGAGUUGAAUUGGAACUUAGCUAGGAAGGCCAUUGAUUAUGAUAUAGAUAUGUUCCUGAGUGAUACUCCUAAUGAUAAGAUUGUUAAGAUAUACAAAGAUAGUGUUGAAGAUAUAAUUUUUGCCAAAGUUGUACGAGUAAUGGAUAUACGACUUAGUUCUAGGGCCAAUUUCCCUGAUUUUCCCUUAACUCAAUACUUAAAGAAUAAUUUUAGUCAAAUUGAUGAAGUAUCCAUUGUGAAUGCUGAAAGUGAGGAAAUAUGUGGAUCCUGUGGAGAAGGUCAUUUGGUUGGUGCAAAAAGUGUUGAAUUGGGGCACACUUUCAACUUGGGAACAAAAUAUUCAAAACCUUUGAGCGUGACCUAUAUGGAUAAGGAGAACAAUAAAGGUCAACUUGUGCAUAUGGGUUGCUACGGUAUUGGAGUUAGUAGAAUAAUAGGAGCCAUGUCUGAAAUGAAUAGAGAUGAAAAGGGGUUACGUUGGUCAAGAAAUAUGUCUCCAUAUCUCGUAUCAAUAUGCCAUAAUACACCUGUAAAGAAAAGAAUUGGUACUGAUCCAAACUUAAACAUUGAAAUUGAAAAAUUAAAAAAAGAGCUAGAAUUGAAAAUACCAGAGUUAUCAAAUGAAAUACUAUAUGAAUUCAAUGAGAAUAUUGGACUUGGAAGCCGAAUUUUCUUAUCUGAAAGUCUCGGGAUACCUAUUAAUAUAAUAAUUGGACCAAAGAAUUGGCCAAAAGUUGAAGUUGAGAUGCGGAACAUACCUAAAUAUUACAAUGAUAAUGAUGGUAAGGAUGAGAAGUCCUUCCUUGCUAAAUAUGAAAACCUGAAGGAUAAAUAUAAAUGGGAAAUAGUUAGAGGAGAGAAUGGUGAGAUAAAGAAGCAUAUAAUUCCCUCUAUAUACCUCCCCAAAGCGGUCAAGAUACUAUUAGACUUUUUGUAA
Messenger RNA from Naumovozyma dairenensis CBS 421, 1809 nucleotides. It is a transcript of the gene AIM10, whose product is annotated as putative proline--tRNA ligase AIM10. Gene Ontology annotation, biological process: prolyl-tRNA aminoacylation. The record is from RefSeq and is a predicted model, not a curated record. Gene Ontology annotation, molecular function: proline-tRNA ligase activity; ATP binding. Bases 1 to 1809 code for a protein of 602 amino acids. Gene Ontology annotation, cellular component: mitochondrion; cytoplasm. The transcript has a single exon. NCBI's taxonomy places the organism in Eukaryota, Fungi, Ascomycota, Saccharomycetes, Saccharomycetales, Saccharomycetaceae.